UGAGAAUUCCGAUUAAAGGUACGCUGCAUGCUAUAGACUAAUAUCACUCCUCCAUACCACUAACUCGAGCAGGUGUCGUCCCAUUUCCAGACGAAAAGGUUCUCUACGAGGUUGCCACGAUGAGGCACGUUGCUGCCAACACCACGAUCCCGGUCCCCCGCAUCUACCAUUACGGGACCGCAGCCGAGAAUCCCACGGGCCUAGGCGCGUUCAUCAUCAUGGACUACAUCGAGCACCAUCAAAACAUGUCCAGGGAGCUUCUUGAUCCAAAUCGCGCCCUUGACGAGUCUCCCAUCCUGGACCCAGAUAUCGCCGAGGAGAAACUAGAACUUCUCUACGGUCAGAUGGCCAAUAUCCUACUACAGCUGUCUACCCUGAGAUUUCCUCGAAUUGGCUCUCUUGUCGAGGAAGUUGACAGCAGUUCCGUUUCAGUCAAAGGACGGCCCUUGAUCGCAAAUAUGAGUGACAUAGUCGUGCACACCAGCGCGCCAGCAAGCGUUCUACCAUCCCAGACCUAUGCCUCUGCUGACGAGUGGUACAGCGCUCUCGCCGAUAUGCAUAUGGCCCAGCUCAUCUUCCAGCAUAAUGACGCUGUGGAAGACAAGGACGACGCGCGCGAUAAAUAUGUCGCGCGCCAACUUUUCCGAAAACUCGCUACCGAGAGGCGCCUCAGCCCCGACCAGUCGACACCAGACAGCACUUUCAGGCUAUUUUCCGAAGAUUUCAGGCCGGCCAACGUCCUCCUCGACAAAGACCUGCGGGUAGUCGGGGUCAUAGACUGGGAGUUCUCCUACGCCGCCCCCGAGCAAUUCAGCUUCGACCCUCCCUGGUGGCUCCUCCUUCUAGAACCAGAGUGUUGGCCCGGCGGAUACCGCGCGUGGAUGUCGGCCUACGAACCCCGGCUCCAGACCUUUCUGCGCGUGAUGGAGGCCGAGGAGAAGAAGAUGGCGGCUUCGGCGGCGGCGGCGGCGGACCUCGUCGGAAAGGUCGACGGCCUGUCGGUGACAGACAGUGGAAAGAUUAAACCGCCGCUCUCUCAACUCAUGCGGGAGAGCUGGGAGAGGCGGAAGUGGAUGCUCGGCUACGCGGCCAGGAAGAGCUGGGCAUUUGAUUUCAUCUGGUGGAGGUUCCUGGACGAGAGCUACUUUGGGCCGAACGAGAACCAGGACUGCCAAGCCAGACUGGACUUGCUUUCCGCGCCGCAGAGGAAGGCGAUGGAGGGCUUUGCGGCGCGCAAGAUGGAAGAGGGUGAAAGUUGCGAGGUCAUCAAACUGGGGGAUAAGGAUGCGAAAGUUUAUAUGGCUGAGGUGCUUGUUUGACAUUAGCUCACGUUGGUGCACAUUCUGUUUUUUUCAGUAAGGGCGGUCUACAGGUCUUGUAUUUCUGAUGGGGUAAGAAUAGCUGGACAGAGGAGCACCGGAGACAAGUUGAGCCAACAUGAGGAGAUUCAGCACUGCCUGCAACUAAAGAGAACCAUAAUGGUGAUAAUUCCGCUUAAACCCGGACGACCAAUGGUUAAAAGAGCUGCGGAGAUCAUACUGCAGAUGCGGGGGCC
Messenger RNA from Phialemonium atrogriseum, 1555 nucleotides. RefSeq lists its product as uncharacterized. The record is from RefSeq and is a predicted model, not a curated record. The transcript has a single exon. Bases 120 to 1319 code for a protein of 399 amino acids. NCBI's taxonomy places the organism in Eukaryota, Fungi, Ascomycota, Sordariomycetes, Cephalothecales, Cephalothecaceae.